AUGGGUGUGGAAGAAAUAGUUGCCAUGUUUUUACAUAUUAUAGCACAUGACGUCAAAAUUAGAAAUUGCCUAAGAGCCUUAGAUGGUACUCACAUCAAAGUAAAUGUCCUUGAGGCUGGUAAGCCUAGAUAUCAAAACAGAAAAGGUGACAUAACAACCAAUGUGCUUGGAGUGAUUGCUCCCGAUAUACAAUUUAUCUACGUACUGGCGGGUUGGGAGGGUUCAGCUGUGGAUUCUAGGGUAUUGCGAGAUGCACUAUUUCGCAAUGGGUUUAGUGUUCCCCAAGGUCAUCACUAUUUAUGUGAUGCUGGAUACAUGAAUUGUAAAGGAUUUUUAGCACCUUAUAGAGGACAAAAAUAUCAUUUGAGUGAGUUUAAUCCACAUAAUCAACCCAGUACAGCUCAAGAGUUUUUUAAUAUGAAACACUCACAAGCUAGGAGUGUCAUUGAAAGGGUAUUUGGAGUCUUGAAAGCAAGAUGGGAAAUUUUAAGGGAAAGAUCAUUUUAUCCUAUUAAGACUCAAGGAAGAAUUAUAACUGCUUGUUGCCUUUUACAUAAUCAUAUUAGAAGAGUGAUGGUUGUGGAUCCUAUUGAUGAGAUAGAAGAUCAAAAUAUACUUGGAGUAGAUGGUGAGAUGAUCCACCAUAUUGAGACGAGUGAUGCUUGGGGUAGAUGGAGAAAUCAACUUGCACAAGAAAUGUGGAACCAAUAG
Arachis stenosperma is the source of this 711-nucleotide messenger RNA. RefSeq names its product protein ALP1-like. The transcript is spliced from 3 exons. The record is from RefSeq and is a predicted model, not a curated record. Bases 1 to 711 code for a protein of 236 amino acids. Lineage: Eukaryota; Viridiplantae; Streptophyta; Magnoliopsida; Fabales; Fabaceae.